Messenger RNA from Sphaerodactylus townsendi, 2355 nucleotides. It is a transcript of the gene ZBTB8A, whose product is annotated as zinc finger and BTB domain containing 8A. NCBI's taxonomy places the organism in Eukaryota, Metazoa, Chordata, Lepidosauria, Squamata, Sphaerodactylidae. The record is from RefSeq and is a predicted model, not a curated record. Gene Ontology annotation, molecular function: DNA-binding transcription factor activity, RNA polymerase II-specific; RNA polymerase II cis-regulatory region sequence-specific DNA binding; protein binding. Gene Ontology annotation, biological process: regulation of transcription by RNA polymerase II.
CCGCUCGGGCCUUUGCGCUGGCGCAGCGUCUCGUGGGAAGAGGGCUGACGCCCGUGCAACGGGCAACGACAGCCCACUUCCCACGAGCGAGUGGCCAUUCUCGGGGCCGGAGCCUGCUGCACGGUGGCUGCAUCAGGCCCGGGAGGCGAGGGGGCGGCCUGGAGCAGUGCUCUUGGGGCCCCCGCGGCGGGCCAGUGGGCGUGCGCAGAGCUGCGAGCGAGGCCCCUCCGGCCGUGCGCCGGGCGUGAGGGGGAGGGGGCCGGCGGGCGGGCAGGCGCCCGGGGGGCUCUCCCUCCUUCCCUCCCUCUGACUCUGCCUCCUCCUGGCUCGCUCGCUGCCUGCCAGGCUGGCUCCUGCCGCCGCGCUGGCUGCUGCGUUGCCCCUUUAAUUGUGUCCCCGGCCCUCGGGCGGCUCUCUCCAGCGCCCACGUCAGCAACUCCCUUUUGUUUCUCCGCCGGCUUCGGGGCGCCGCCGGAGCCCGGCCACGCUUCGCACCAGCCUCGCCGCUGCAGCCCGGCGCGCCCCUCUCCAAGGCAGCGGACCUUAUCCCAGUUUGAGCAUGGAGAUUUCUUCUCACCAGUUUCACCUCCUGCAGCAGUUAAACGAGCAGCGCAGGCAGGACCUGUUUUGCGACUGCAGCAUUUUGGUCGAGGGGAAAGUCUUCAAAGCCCACCGGAAUGUGCUCUUUGCCAGCAGUGGCUACUUCAAAAUGCUCCUUUCCCAGUGCUCGAAGGAAGCCAGCCAGGCCACCACAGCCACCUUCCAGGCCUUCUCCCCUGAAACAUUUUCGGUUAUCCUGGAUUUUGUGUAUUCAGGCAAACUCUCCCUUACCGGGCAAAAUGUGAUCGAGGUCAUGUCAGCUGCCAGCUACCUGCAGAUGACUGACGUUAUUAAUGUUUGUAAGACGUUCAUUAAAUCCUCCUUGGACAUCAGCGAGAAGGAAAAGGAUAGAUAUUUCAGCCUCUCGGACAAGGAAGUGAACUCGAAUGGUGUGGAACAUUUGUGCCUGUACGGGGCGAGCUGGAAGGUGGAGAGCAGCCCACCCCAUGCGCACUUAAGCCCAGAUCAAGGGACUUGUAUAGUCAGUGGGAAUUCAUGGAGCAAUUUCACCUAUUACCCGUCCACUCAAAGGAAUGCCCAACAGCUGUCCAAGCAGGAGCAAUGGCAAGAUUCCAUGAAGAAAAGUAGCCGGCACAUAGGAUUGUCGCAGCCUGCAGAUUGGAAGAGCAAACUGGAAGACCGGAGGAGGUUUUCAGGAGUCUCGCAUGAGCCAUCGGAUCUACCUCGAGGAAGAGAUGAUGUCCAGAUUGAUUCAAAAGGGGAUUCUGGUCACAGUGGCUAUCAGUACAGUCAGGGAUCUGACACACUUCCGAGAGGCUUGGCCAUGUCGCAGCAAGAGCAUGAAUCCCCCCAUUCUUCUGGCAAGUUGAAAUCACCCAAGGGGGAUGAGCAGUAUCCUAGCAUGCAUUCAGUAUUGGGAUUGAUGGGGAGCUGGGCCGAUGAUGAUCUGCCCAGGAUGAGAUUCAAGUGCCCCUUCUGUACUCAUGUGGUGAAACGGAAAGCAGACCUGAAGCGCCACCUUCGUUGCCACACAGGAGAACGGCCUUACCCUUGCGAAGCGUGUGGAAAACGGUUUAGCAGGCUGGACCACUUGAGCAGUCACUUCCGGACAAUCCACCAAGCUUGCAAACCCAUCUGCCGAAAGUGCAAGCGUCAUGUGACUGAAAUGACUGGGCAGGUGGUCCAGGAAGGAACGAGACGGUACAGACUUUGCAACGAAUGUCUGUCUGAAGCAGGCAUUGACAGCAUCCGCAUUGACCUGGACACAGAGCCACCACCCGAGUUCCCACUGGAAGAAGACAAGGAAUCCAGCUGGAAUUACGGGGAAGACAACAAGUCGGACAUCGAGAUUGUUGAGGAUGGGUCAACUGACUUGGUAAUCCAGCAAGUCGAUGACAGCGACGAUGAAGCAGAAGAAAAGGAUAUAAAAGCAAAAGCUAGCUAGUUAUGAAUAAACUGGUGAAAGCCCACAUGUCAGAACUGAGCAGCGUGCAGAAGCAGAAAAGUCUGGCUGUAAAGUAUUAAUCCCUCAUAGAGCCUGUGUGUGUGUGACAGGUUGGGAGUAGGUGGAGUUAGGAAGGCAGUCAGAGCUUCUGACAGGAAUGUGAGGAGUUGAACUCUUGAGAUCCAGAGUGAGCAAACAUGUAUAGUGUCUUUGAAUGGACCUGUGGCGUUGGCAGUUCCCUCAGUUCUACCCACUCUGUCCAGAAGGUGGAAUUAGCUCUGUUUUUAGAAUCUGUGUUUGGAAUUCUUCUCUCCCUAAGUGGUAGGGAGAGCCAGCGUGGUUUAGUUAAG